AUGAAGCUGCACUUCUGCAUCCCGGUGACCCAGCAGCUGCCCGACGCUCUGGGGGGCCGCUAUGUGCUCUACUCCGUGUACCUGGAUGGCUUUCUCCUCUGCAGGCUGCGCUACAGCCAGCUGCACAGCUGGAACCAACAGCUAAAGCGAGUCUUUGGAAACUACCUACCCCGCUUCCCACCAAAGUACUAUCUGGCAAUGACCACAGCAAUGGCUGAUGCAAGGCGGGACCAAUUGGAACAAUAUUUGCAAAAUGUGGCCAUGGACCCUGGAGUGUUGAAGAGCGACAUCUUCAUAGAUUUUUGGAAGCUGGUACAACUGGAAACCUUUCGAAUCAAGCCUGAGCAGGCCUCUCUGGAUGUGCUCUUGCCCAGUGGAAAGAGUGUGAAGGUGGCAGUUCUCACAUCAGACACAGCUGAGAGAGUCCUGGAGGUGCUGUCACACAAAAUGGGGUUUUGUGCUGAGCUCCUGGACUACUUCGGCCUGUUCCUCAUUGGCUUUCGCCAGGACGGGGAGCUCUCUGUCCUGAAGAAACUGGCCAACUUCGAACUGCCCUUUGUUAGUCUUCGAAGUGCUGAAGCAGAAAACUGCAGAGUGGGACUCAGGAAGUGGUACCUGGACCCUGCCCUGGACUCCAGGCUGACCGACUGUAGUGCCACCCUAGGUUUGCUCUAUUCACAGGCAGUCUGGGACAUGGAACAAGAGUGGGCCACACUGAGUUCAGUCCAGAGACAGGAGCUAGAGGCUCACCAGAAAGAAGACCAGCCAAGGAAGUUCCUGGAACAGGCCCGGGGAUUCCCGAACUAUGGGCACUUGCGUCUGGACCCCUGCACCUGUGACUUCCCAGAGCCAGGCUGCGCAGCUGAGCCGGAGGUGGGCAGUGGUGCCCUCCAUUGCCAGGUCACUCUGCCUGAUGGCCAGAAGCAGGACUUCACAUUCCAGAUGAGCAGUGUGCGGUGCUGGCGCGUGACCUUCCGGGGGGCUCUGCUGGGCAAGGACCAGUCUGAGCGAACUCUCCAGAACCUGGAGCUCCAGCUGCAGUGCCUUGAGGGUGGCUGCUGGCGAUGGUUUGUCAUCUACACCAAGCAGGCUUUUUUGCUGAGUAACUGCCUGCAAAAGAUGAUCUCAGAAAAGGUGGCGAUGCUGGCUGCAGGGGACCUAGAAAUGGUUCGCCUGCUUGUUCCCUUGCGGGCCCGCAGCGGGCUUAGCCGCAGUGCUGGAGCCUGUCUGGAGAGGGCGCGCGAGUACUGCCCUGGCCUGCUGGCGCCGUCGCCGGCCUGGAGAGGGCGCGCGAGUGCCGCCGCGGCGUGGGGCCGCUCUGGGCCGGAGGAGGCCGCGCUCGUCUCUGUGGUCAGCCCUCUCCGCUGCUGCCGCCGCCACAGCUGUCACUGUCACCCGGCUGAGCCCAGGUACCUGCCCCGGGGCCAGUGGGCCCGCACCGGGGAUCGAGGGGCGAUCGAGGGGCCCUGCGUCUCCCGGGCUCCGGGCCGUGCCUGCAGCCCUCGUCGCCCGGUGCAAGACCGGCUGGGCCGGGCCCCUGAGGUAGGCCGGGGCCUGUCCUCCGGGGCUCCCUGCCAGGCCCCCUUUGCAGAGGGAGGAUUUCCCCCCAGUGGCCGGACCCCAACCUGA
Messenger RNA from Suncus etruscus (white-toothed pygmy shrew), 1629 nucleotides. RefSeq names its product sorting nexin 31 (gene SNX31). Gene Ontology annotation, cellular component: early endosome. Gene Ontology annotation, biological process: intracellular protein transport. Gene Ontology annotation, molecular function: phosphatidylinositol binding. The coding region runs from base 1 to 1629 and encodes 542 amino acids. NCBI's taxonomy places the organism in Eukaryota, Metazoa, Chordata, Mammalia, Eulipotyphla, Soricidae. The record is from RefSeq and is a predicted model, not a curated record. The transcript has 14 exons.